Molecule: messenger RNA, 1200 nt
Organism: Acanthosepion pharaonis
Lineage: Eukaryota; Metazoa; Mollusca; Cephalopoda; Sepiida; Sepiidae
Source: the annotation of a GenBank genome assembly
AUGGUCGGUACUCCACUAUGCAAAUUACGUGGAUCCUACCACAACACUUUAUUAAUUCUUUCCUUCUUUUUUUCUUUUAUCAACUCUUUCUUUCUUUUUAAUUCAUCAAUUCUUUCCUUCUUUUUUCUUUUGUCAACUUUUUCUUUCCUUUUCCUUCAUCAUACUUUUUCUUAUUUUUUUAUCAUCUCUAUUCAAAUAUUUCUUAUUUUUUCCUUUUUUCCAACUCUUUCCUUCUUGUUAUCAAUUCUUUCAUUUUUGUUUUUCUUUUUAUCAAUUGUUUCCUACUUUUCCCUUUUAUUAACUCUACCCUUUUUUAUCAUCUCUUUCUUUUUACUUUUAUCAAUCUUUUUUUCUUUUAUCCAUUCUUUCUUUUUUUUUUCUUUUUUCAAACCUUUCCCUUUUUUUUCUUUUUUCAAUUCUUUCCUUUAUUUUUCCUUUUGUAUCAACUCUUUCUUUCUUUUUUUCUUUUUAUCAACUCUUUCCUUUUUCUUUUAUCAACCCUUUUCCUUUUUCUUUUAUCGCAUCUUUCCUUCUUGUUUUUCUUUUAUCAACCCUUUCCUUUUUAUCAACUUUUUCUUUCUUCUUCCUUUUCAUCAACUUUUUCUUUCUUUUUCCUUUUUAUCAACUCUGUCCUUCGUUUUCCUUUAUCAAUUGUUUCUUUAUUUUUCCUUACUAUCAACUCUAUCCUUUUAUUUUCCUUUUAUUAAAUCUUUCCCUCCUUUUUCUCAUAUCUUCACUUUCUUUUUACUUUUAUCAAUUCUUUCGUUCCUUUUAUUUUUUAUCAACUCUUUCCUUCUUUUUCCUUUCAUCGACUCUUUCCUUCUUUUUCUUUUUAUCAACUCUUUUCUUUUUUUCUUUUAUCGACUCUUUCCUUCUUUUCCGUUUAUCAACUCUUUCUUUCUUUUUUCCUUUCAUCUUUAUUUGCCUAUUUCUUUCUUUUUCUCAUCCUUAAUUUCUCGAUUUCCUUCGUUUAUUUUCUAUCUGAUCAAAUUUCUUCUUUUUUAUUUCUCUUGUUCUUUCAUUUGUUCCUUUUUAUUCUACAGAGCAAAACUUAAAACAAUCUCUCUUUCUCUCUCUCAUUCUCUCUCUCUCUCUCUCUAUCUGAACGACUCAGAAAUCUGUGAAAUAAGUCGCAGAAUAAUUGACAUGCUUUCAUCAUCAGAUAAAAAUAUAAUUGCCACUUCCUCUUCCCCUGUGUAA